Molecule: messenger RNA, 2026 nt
Organism: Triticum urartu
Lineage: Eukaryota; Viridiplantae; Streptophyta; Magnoliopsida; Poales; Poaceae
Gene: SQD2
Product: sulfoquinovosyldiacylglycerol 2
Biological process (GO): glycolipid biosynthetic process; sulfolipid biosynthetic process
Cellular component (GO): chloroplast envelope
Molecular function (GO): UDP-sulfoquinovose:DAG sulfoquinovosyltransferase activity
Source: RefSeq, a predicted model, not a curated record
AAACCAAAAGAGAGCUGGAGCGCGCGCGUGUGUAGAGAUGCGGUCGCUCACCUCAGUCAUGGCUUGAUGAUGCCUUGAUCAAUUCCAUUUUGCAUUCGAAUAUGCUCGCCUCGUGUGGUGCGUUCGAAUAUGCCUGUGCGUCAAACGCCAAGUGGGAACCACUGACUUCCGUCCACUCCCUUCUCCAGCUCCUGCUCUUCUUUGUUCGCCUCGCGCGAGUGAGCGAGUAGCCUCAAUCGAUUCGAUUCGAUUCGAUUCAACCAAAGCAAAGGAAUACCGGAAGGGGAUUAAAUUGCCGCAAGGACGAGGCAAGGAUGGCGAGGGCGGCGCCCAUCCUCGCCGUGUCCAAGCCGUCUCCUCUCCCUCUAAUCGCCCCGUCGUCACGCCCCCGGGCUGGGUGGUCCCUUCACCUGCAUCGCCGCCGCCUCCUCCCACUCUCGUCGUCGUCGUCAUGCAGCACCAGCGCCAGCGCCUCUUCCUCCCCCCCCUCGUCGCCGGUCUUGCUGCGGGACGACGAGCUGGAGCACCAGGAGGAGCCCCCGCCCGCUUCGGAGGCCGACUCGCGGCCCCGCCGCAUCGCGCUCUUCGUCGAGCCCUCCCCCUUCGCCUACGUCUCCGGCUACAAGAACCGCUUCCAGAACUUCAUCAAGUACCUCCGCGAGAUGGGCGACGAGGUCAUCGUCAUCACCACCCACGAGGGCGUGCCCGACGAGUUCCACGGCGCCAAGCUCAUCGGGUCCUGGAGCUUCCCUUGCCCCUGGUAUCAGAAGGUCCCGCUCUCGCUCGCCCUCAGCCCCAGAAUCAUUGGAGAGGUCGCUAGGUUCAAGCCCGACAUUAUCCACGCCUCUUCCCCUGGAAUCAUGGUAUUCGGCGCCCUAAUCAUCGCAAAGUUGCUAUGCGUCCCUCUAGUGAUGUCCUACCACACCCAUGUUCCAAUUUAUAUUCCAAGGUAUACAUUCAGCUGGCUUGUCAAGCCCAUGUGGCUAGUUAUAAAAUUCUUGCACCGAGCUGCGGAUCUCACACUGGUACCAUCAGUCGCUAUUGGCAGGGACCUUCAAGCUGCCCGUGUUACAGCAGCCAAUAAGAUACGCCUUUGGAACAAGGGUGUGGAUUCAGAAAGCUUCCAUCCUCGUUUCCGUAAUCAGGAAAUGAGGUCAAGGUUAACGAAUGGUGAACCAGACAAGCCACUGAUAAUCUAUGUUGGACGCUUAGGAGUUGAGAAAAGCUUGGAUUUUCAUAAGCGAGUCAUGGACCGACUUCCAGGAUCAAGAAUUGCAUUCAUUGGAGAUGGCCCAUUCAGGCCUGAACUUGAAGAGAUGUUUUCAGGAAUGCCUGCAGUGUUCACAGGGACAUUGCAAGGGGAAGAACUGUCACAGGCCUAUGCCAGUGGGGAUGUGUUUGUGAUGCCUUCUGAGUCCGAGACGCUGGGUUUUGUUGUGUUGGAGGCAAUGUCAUCCGGAGUCCCGGUGGUCGCUGCUCGAGCUGGAGGCAUACCUGACAUUAUACCUGAGGAUCAGGAAGGAAAGACCAGCUUUCUGUACACACCAGGUGAUGUGGAUGACUGUGUUGGGAAGGUUGAACUCCUGCUCUCCUGUGAAGAGUUGAGAGAGACAAUGGGGAAGGCCGCCAGGAAGGAGAUGGAGAAAUUCGGCUGGAAGGCGGCGACGAGGAAGAUUCGGAACGAGCAGUACAGUGCCGCAAUUUGGUUCUGGCGCAAGAAGAGAUCGCAGCUGCUGAGACCUCUCCAGUGGGUGUUCCGGAGGCUCUUCAGGCCCGCUCCUGCUCCUGCUCCUGCCCCCGCCAUAACAAAUCAGUCAUAGGAGAUUCGUUGUAUUCAAGUCCUAGAAUCAAUCAACCAUUCUGUUGAGUCCAUCAGUUUGGCCAACCCGAAAGAUAGAAAGAAUCAUGGGACACCUAAUGUGAAUAUGUAAUGCUCAAUUAAAUUGCAGCCAACAGAAGUAACUCCAGUUUGCUCCGGUGGCAGGUUGUAAAUGUAUACUGCUUGCUAUUCAUCAACUUGGCCAAA